UAUCCGUAUUACAGUCUACCGUGUGUAUUGUAUAUUUUCGGUCGUCUGUCGUCGGUGUACUUUGUCUCGGGCUGCCACCUCACGUCGUAUUGUUUGUUUUGCCUUCGUAUUUGUUGCGACGGUAUACGAUGCGCGGCUAUGUUCAAUUUAAAUAUUUACUCCUUUAAAUGAUACUUUUUGCUUUACGUAUGUAACAGAUGUUCGAAUUCGAAUUGCAUCUCUCGGUGGUUUUUUUCUCACUCACAUACGCCUAGUUUUACUCUACCUGUAUCUUUCCUCUUUUUUUUUCAACGUGUUUUGCGGUAAUAUAACGGUGAAAAUUCGCGGUAGCGGAUUUUUAAAUUUUUCUCAGAGACUAUAAAACAUGAAGCAUGAUCUCCCAAAUACGUAGAUCUUAAGGAAUCGACUGGCAGAUUCGUGUUGUACAGAAUUACAAACCAUGUUGUAAUCUUUAAAGAAAAAGAAUAACGAAUCAUGAGGCUUCGUUGGCCUUUUUUAAGACUGGAAAGGAAUGCUGUAUUAUGCGCUCUGCUGGCAUAUUUCAUCAAUUACAACACACUGGAUGCCGAGUUCACUUAUGAUGACAGCCGAGCCAUACUCAGCAAUCCGGACGUACUGCCAUCGACGCCGCUAUCCAGACUAUGGAAAAACGACUUCUGGGGCACGGCGAUAAAUUCGAGCAAUUCGCACGGAUCGUACAGGCCUCUGAGCGUAUUAACAUUCCGCUUCAACUACUGGCUAUCAGAGUUCCGGCCAUGGAGUUAUCAUUUCUUCAACGUGGUUCUGCACUCGAUAUCAACAUAUCUGGUGUUCACAUUGGGCAAAUCCGUUCUGCCAAGUUCGACCCAGACCACAGCUACCCUGCUUUUCGCAGUCCAUCCAGUGCACUGCGAAGCGGUAGCUUCGGUGGUUGGCCGAGCUGAUAUAUUGGCGAACGUGUUUUUCAUUUUGUCUUUCUUGUGCUACAUAGAGCACGUAAAAUUACGCAAUAAAAUCGCCGGCUACGUUGAAGUACCGACGGCGGCGGCGGCGACGGUGAAAAAUGGCUGUAUAGUGAAAAACGGCCAUAGGCAUGAUGAGAUACGAGUAUGCCAUAAGUAUAAAUUCAAUAACACCGAAUGCAAUAGUAAAGUGUGCCGACUGGAGUCGCUGCUGAAGAAAAUAUGCCAGUUUUUAAAACUGAAUAUUUAUCUGAGCGAGAUGGAAGCUCUGUCUGGAUAUGUUGUUAAAUCAAAUUUUAUCAAAGAAUGGAGCUUGCUGGCGGUAUCCUUGGUAUUGGCGACGAUGGCGAUGCUGUCGAAGGAAACGGGAGUUACCGUGUUGGCCGUCUGCGCUGCGUACGAUUUGGUGAAGACGAGACAUCUGCUGCAAAAGAGAUAUUACCUGUACAGAAGCCUGGCUAUAUUGAGUAUAGCGAUGGGAGGCCUGCUAAUUAUCCGAUUCUACGUUACGGAUGGCAACAAUUUACCAACGUUCGCAUCGUCCGAUAAUCCAGUAUCGAAAUCGAAAUCGUUUUUUACGAGGACGUUAACGUUUCUGUAUCUUCCGGUUUUUAAUUUCACGUUACUGCUGUGCCCUUCGAAGUUGAGCUUCGAUUGGUCGAUGGACGCUAUACCGCAAAUAACGUCCAUAUUCGAUAGCAGAAAUAUAUUAACGUUCGGUUUCUACACUGUCGGCUGUAAUUUCGUUAAAACGUGCCUGCUUCAUACGGUUUUUAAUUCGAGCGCCGAUCGAAUCGAUUACAAAUCGAAAUACCACGAGAAAGCGAUCGCCGCUAAUGGCAUUUGCGCCAGUAGCAAAGACUACUGGACGCCUAAAAUGACCCGAACUAGUUCGAAAAGCAGCAACGGGUUCGCGCCGACCAAAAAUGGUUUCAAUCAUUUGAAUGGGUUCGCGGAUAAGUACAACGGUCAUGCCCACGCGAUAUCGUCCGCUCAUCGAAAAACGGACCAGAGACGUUAUUACGAAAUUUAUUUAAUAAGUAUAUCGUUACUAGUUCUUCCAUUUUUGCCGGCGACCAAUUUGUUUUUUUAUGUCGGAUUCGUCGUCGCAGAACGUAUACUUUAUAUACCGAGCGUCGGGUAUUGUUUUUUUAUCGCUGUUAGUUUCGACGUGCUGCAGAGGCGAUUUAAUUUUAAGUAUUUUCGCGUUUUGUUUUCGUUAUUCAUUAUCGUAUUAAGUGCUAAAACAAUAUUAAGAAAUGAAGACUGGCACGACGAGGAGUCGCUGUACAAAUCCGGCGUCGAGAUCAAUCCACCCAAAGCUUAUGCCAAUUUGGGAUCGAUAUUGAGCUCGCAAGGUCGUAUCGAAGAGGCCGAACAGGCGUUAAAAUUGGCCCUGAAAUAUCGAUCGAAUAUGGCCGAUGCUCAUUACAAUCUGGGCAUUUUGCAGCACGGAAAAGAGCAGUAUGAAGAGGCAAUCAACAGCUAUAAGAUGGCAAUUCAUUACAGACCGAUGCUAGCUCAGGCUCAUCUGAAUCUGGGUCAAUUACUAGCAUCGCUGGGUAAAUGCGAAGAUGCCGAGGUGAUUCUGAGGAGAUGCGCCAGUCUAGACGGGACCGGUGUCAAGGAUCCCAUAUCACACGAAUCGACCAAAAUCUCAGCCCUGUUGCAUUUGGGCAGACUGAUGGCGGAUCGAGGAAGGUACAACGAGGCGAUUACCAUUUACCGUGAAGCGGUGGAUUCGUUACCAGAAAAUUAUCAGCCUCAGGUGCUGUAUAAUUUAUUAGGAGAAGCUUUGUUCCACGUUGGUGAAUUGGAUGAAGCUGAGAAAUGGCAUUUAGCUGCGAUGGAGGUGAAACCGACCCACGUGGCUACUCACCUCAUGUAUGGAAGACUGUUGGCCAAAAAUAGAAGCAGAAUCGCUGAAGCUGAGCAACGAUUCUUGAAAGCCCAAGAACUCGCUCCCGAGGAUCCAAACGUGCAUCAGCAUUAUGGUCAGUUUUUAUCGCAAAAUCGUCGAUAUAACGAAGCAGCUCAGCAAUACUUACUAGCCAUGAAAUCUGCACCAACCGAAUACGAUUUAAUAAUCGGAGCGGCGACUGCAUUCAGGCAUGCUGGAAGGGGUGAUAAGGCUGAGCAACUUUACAGACAAGCUUUAUCGUUGAAACCGAUGGACCCAGGCGCCCACGUGAACCUCGGAGCGAUGCUACAUCUAAAUGGUAAAUUCCAAGAAGCGACCGUAUACUAUCGAGCAGCUUUAAAACUAGAUCCGCACGACGAACUGGCGCUGGAAAACAUGAAAAAACUCAUACCACAUUGGAAAAUGCCAUCUUUAUGACUAGCGUCUUGCCAUCGACCAUCACCCAAUAAAUUAGUCAUGUUUUUAAAACCGAAUUAACGCAAUGUAAGGUUACUCGGAAAUGCUUACUAAUUACGAGCUACCAAUUUGCGUAUAAAAUCGUCGUCGUUGUUUUUUUUUUCUUUGUUUUUGUUUCCCCUUUUUUUUUCAUUUUUGAUUUUUACUUCCGAUGGUGUGAAAUGGAUCGCAUCAUUGUAACUGUGAUUUACAAAUACGUGUUUCCGGAUGGUUUUAUUUGUUUUUGAUUUUGAAAUUUCGUCCGAGGGUUUUUUUUCUCUUGUUGGGAUUGCGAGAUUACGUGAAAAGUGCAUUUUAAAAAAAGAAAAUUUUUAUCAUGUUUUACAUACGAAAUGUGAUCGAUUUUAUUUCGGUGGCUUCAGAAUCUAAAUGUACUUACUUACCUAAGUAAGUAAUUUCUCACUUGGCAUUUUUUCUAAAAUAUUGUUUUUUCCUCGUUGAAAAUUUUUUACUGUUAUGGGUCUGAUCUCCGCUCCGGUGACUGGAUGGAUAGGUCAAUUAGCUGAAAAAAGUGCUUUUUAAAAAACGAAUUGUUGGAAUACUUACUUUUAAAAGAUCUAACUACUGUAUUCAUAUUUGCUGGCAUAAGCUGUUAAAUUUCUAUUCUAUGAUUAACAAGAAAAAAAAAUUCGUUUGUAUUUAAUUAUGAAAUUUUUUCAUUCUGUUUGAUUCCUUCAUUAUUUUCCUACCAUUUUAGAAUUUUUUUCUUCGUACCUACCUAAUGUGCAAUGAUUUUCAACGAAGUCACCCUCUUUGAUACCAUUAUCAUUUUAUCAGCGAUUUAUUUGUAGAUGUUAAGUUUUCAUAUAAUAUUUUCCUCUCCAUUGUUCUGUUUUUAUGUGUACUUAAGCUUAAAAAUUUUUUUCCUCUCUUUAAGGGUAUUAAGUAUUUUAGAAAGUUCGUUAGAAUUUGUAAACAAAAUUUUGAAUUUUUUUCAUUUUUUUUCUGUUUAUAAAAGAAUAUUUUUUAUAAAAAUAUUUUUCGUGCCUAUUAUUUUCAAGGUUCUGUUACGAUAUUUAAUGGACAUAAUUUACUUAUAUUCAAUUUUUUCAUUAUGCCUCGUUUGUGGUAAAAUGUGUGUUUAUGUUACCUAAAUAAAUAAAUUUUACUAUACCGA
This is a messenger RNA of Planococcus citri (citrus mealybug), 4435 nucleotides long. Its product is annotated as protein O-mannosyl-transferase TMTC2-like. NCBI's taxonomy places the organism in Eukaryota, Metazoa, Arthropoda, Insecta, Hemiptera, Pseudococcidae. Gene Ontology annotation, biological process: protein O-linked glycosylation via mannose. Gene Ontology annotation, molecular function: protein binding; mannosyltransferase activity. The coding region runs from base 475 to 3279 and encodes 934 amino acids. Gene Ontology annotation, cellular component: endoplasmic reticulum membrane. The record is from RefSeq and is a predicted model, not a curated record. The transcript is spliced from 11 exons.